Messenger RNA from Heterocephalus glaber (naked mole-rat), 4890 nucleotides. It is a transcript of the gene Pcyt1a, whose product is annotated as phosphate cytidylyltransferase 1A, choline. Lineage: Eukaryota; Metazoa; Chordata; Mammalia; Rodentia; Bathyergidae. Gene Ontology annotation, molecular function: phosphatidylcholine binding; choline-phosphate cytidylyltransferase activity. Gene Ontology annotation, cellular component: endoplasmic reticulum. Gene Ontology annotation, biological process: CDP-choline pathway. The record is from RefSeq and is a predicted model, not a curated record.
GGAGGGCGGGCCGUGGGCGGAACUUCCGGCGCUGUUCAGUCAGCCGCCUUCUCCGGGCGUCUCCCCGCAACCCUUCUCAACUUGUCUCGUCCGUGACGCCGCGCCGGGAAGAGAUCUGAGGGGACAGGACUCGAGGAGCGUGAGCUGCUGUUAAAAGAAGAUGGAUGCACAGAGCUCAGCCAGAGUCAACUCAAGGAAGAGGAGAAAAGAGGGCCUGGGACCGAAUGGGGCGACGGAGAAAGACGGGAUUCCCUCCAAAGUGCAGCGCUGUGCAGUGGGCUUACAGGAGCCAGCUCCUUUUUCUGAUGAAGUCGAAGUUGACUUUAUUAAGCCCUAUGUCAGGGUAACUCUGGAAGAAGCCUGCAGAGGAACUUCUUAUGAGCGGCCUGUGCGAGUUUAUGCAGACGGAAUAUUUGACUUGUUUCACUCUGGUCAUGCCCGGGCGCUGAUGCAAGCGAAGAACCUCUUCCCUAAUACAUACCUCAUUGUGGGAGUCUGCAGCGAUGAGCUAACACACAACUUCAAAGGCUUCACAGUGAUGAACGAGAACGAGCGCUAUGAUGCGGUGCAGCACUGCCGCUACGUGGACGAGGUGGUGAGGAACGCGCCCUGGACCCUGACCCCCGAGUUCCUGGCAGAGCACCGGAUUGAUUUCGUAGCCCAUGAUGACAUCCCUUACUCUUCUGCUGGGAGCGACGAUGUCUAUAAGCACAUCAAGGAGGCAGGCAUGUUCGCGCCAACACAGAGGACAGAAGGCAUCUCCACGUCAGACAUCAUCACUCGGAUUGUCCGUGACUACGAUGUGUACGCCAGACGCAACCUGCAGCGGGGCUACACGGCCAAGGAGCUCAACGUCAGCUUCAUCAAUGAGAAGAAAUAUCACCUACAGGAGCGGGUUGACAAAGUAAAGAAAAAAGUAAAAGAUGUGGAGGAAAAGUCCAAAGAAUUUGUUCAGAAGGUGGAGGAAAAAAGCAUUGACCUCAUCCAGAAAUGGGAAGAGAAAUCCCGAGAAUUCAUUGGCAAUUUCCUGGAAAUGUUCGGUCCAGAAGGAGCACUGAAACACAUGCUGAAAGAGGGAAAAGGCCGGAUGCUGCAGGCCAUCAGCCCCAAGCAGAGCCCCAGCAGCAGCCCGACGCGGGAGCGCUCCCCCUCCCCCUCCUUCCGCUGGCCCUUCUCCGGCAAGACGUCCCCGCCGCCCUCCCCAGCCGGUCUCUCUAGGCGCAAGGCCAUGGCCUACGACAUCAGUGAGGAUGAGGAAGACUAACUUUCAUCCCUUUCCUCUCCCUCCCUCUGUCCUGUCACCUUCAGAAGCUCUCUGUCAGUUCCACAUUGUGACCCUAACACUAAGGCUAAGGACAGCUACAAAGGAAAGAACUGGGGGGCAAGAGGACCUGAGAAUGGGGAGCCAAGCAGCCCACCCUUGAGAGACAUCUGUCACCACACCAAGGAGGCCGGCUGCACCUUAGAAGCCUGGCUGCAUCCACCCACCCCUGCCCCAAGGACUUUGCUUUACUGUUUCUGUUCAUGUGAUCUUGACAGGGAAAUUGUCAUUUUUGUUAAUUUUUUAAAAAUAGUCUUUCAAAUAUAGUAAGUAGGACUAAUUUUCUGCCCCUGAGGAAUGGGCAGAAGAAGGAGGCGGUGUAAUACCCAGCGGCCUUUUCUUCCUGAUACACUGUAAUGUCUGCCUUCUGUCCUGAAGCAAAGUGGCUUGCCAAGUCCUUGCAGCCGUGAGCCAUGCUGAUGGGCAAUUUAGGGGAAUGGCGUAAUCUCCGUGUCCUUAAAAACAAGCUAAGAGUGACUCGCACAAGUCCCCUGGCUAUGCCGCUGGUGCAUGCUGGCGCAUGUCAGCGUGGCUGUGAGAAGAGGAUCUGAGCCUAACUUUUCUUACUCCCUGAGGAGUUUCUUGUUGACCCAGUGGGGUCCAUGAAGAUACUGAUGGGAACAGAACCAGACCACACGGCACCAGCUGCAGGUUCUCUCCUGUGUUCGUCUUCUCAGAACAUUCUGUUGGCCAGUUAUGUGGGAGCUCUUGUCAGUCUCUCUCCUGCUACCUGCCCUUAAAGGAAGGGACACUGUGAGGGUUAUGGUGACUGAGAGGGGAGUAGGACAGAAUUAAUCCUGCACAGUCAGUUUAGAUUCAUCUGCGAGUCCGGCUCUGGCCCUGCCACUGUUAGCCUCUCUGACAGAAUGUCCACAGUGUGAACUUAGUUUCUUCAUUUCUGUUGCUCUUAGACACCGAGUACUGAGUACAGAUUGGCAUGGGACGUGGAGCCAAAGCAUGAAGAACUUUCCUUUCUAAAACCGCAGCCUUAUACUGCCCUCUGCCCCCUUAACAUUCUUGAUGAGAACCAGGGUGGAGUAUUUCUUUCCCUCUGAGGGCUGCACGGCAGGGACUUCUGGCGUGGGUUCCCGUGAAAAGCACUUGGCAGGUUUUUCCCUCUCCCACCUGUGCCUGGUGGGCCCCUCCCUGCUCAGGGUGCCCUCUGGGAAUUGUACAUUUGAAUUUCAAAUCAAAGAAUGCUGAUGCUUGGCACUUGCUGUUGAACACACUGAUUUCAAAUCCCUUAGCAUCCUAUCACCUCAGCCAUGUGACCUGGCAGAUUGUCACCCAUCCGAAAUCCUGUAGCUGGAGUGGGGGAAAGCGUUCAUGUCCAAGCUGCCCCCUGUCACUCAUAAAUACCCCUUGUGGGGGUAAGUUUUCAGCAAAGAAAACCACAUUUUCCCUUUUGUAGCCCCUGCACCAUGACAGUAUAGUCCCCUCCAUGACACUUCCUGGUCAAGGCUGCUCUUCUGCCUUCAUAGCAUGACUACGUAGGCUUAACUCAAAUGGCCCAGGCAGGUGGCAGCCAGCAGGGCAGAGGGAUAGAGGACGGACCUCUUGCCCUGUUGGCCCAUGGAACUACAUGUCUAACUCCUCUCCUGGAGCGCACUUCGUACUAUCCAGUCUGGUUGUACGAGCUUCGGCCUGGACCCCGUCUUUGACGGUAGAAGUUAACGUCUUCCUACGUACACAGCUUUAUAUCAGCUCAUGUUCUAACUUUUCUGCUCAGGUGUUCCCUCUUGGGAAUGCUGCCCGUUUGUCUCUGCCUUACUCUUCCUGGGAUGGAGAGGCCCUGAGGUCGCUGUUGAAACCCACUGCUUGUUCUGGGGGUGCCCAUGCCACCUGAGUGCACCAGAACAGGGAGCGGCCCGGAACCGUGCGGGCUUCCUCACUUGCCCUGGUGCUCUGGUGUGUUGCUUGGCCCUGCUUGUCUCGCUUUCCUCCCUCAGUUGCUCUUGGGCAGGCCCUGGGCUUGGCGUGGGGCCUCUAGGCUACACGUACGUGUAUGACGGCUGGGGUUGGCCCAUGCACGUGUCCCUAGGGGGCUCCCUGCCCUUGGGAUGCCUUGGCCUCCCAACAUGGUGUAUUCUCAGAUUAGCCUGUGCUGAAAUCAGAAACUCACAGUGUGGUAGGACAGAUCCUUCAGGGGAGUUCGUGAUCCUAGGUGGUGGACAAAGGUGCUGUGGGAAUGAUGCCCACCCUGAGGGCCACCUGUACUCAGUUAAGUGAGGCUAGAGUUUGUCCCAUGUGGACGUUUGAGGCUGGCAGUGCUCCCUGAAUCCCACACAAGGAAGCUGCUUGGCCUCCAAACCUCGGGCUGCAGGACAGGGGGAGCCUUGGCACUGAGGAGGGAUUGACUCAGCAGCGACCUUUUCAUACCCUAUGUGGAGGAGCACUGAAGACUAGAGACUGAAACUAGAAAAUGGACUGCUCGCUCUGCUGCCUUGCUUCUGAUAGCUAAAGCCAAAGACCCUUACUCUGCAAAAGCAUGGGGAGAAGGUUGAGGAAGUAAGGAGGCUGAAAAUCCUAAAGGCAGCUGGGCAUGGUGGCACUCACCUGUAAUUCCAACCCAGGGGAGACUGAGGCAGGAGGAUCACUGUGAGUUUGAGGUCAGCCUCAACUACAUAGUGAGAUCCUGUCUCAGAAAGCCAAAAAAAAAAAAAAGCUGCAGGAGAAAAAAUGUGAAGGAGAUAGAGUAACUUGAUUCUUUCUGAUCGCUGAUGAUUUAGCAACACCUGAGUGAUGGUGGCCAGGCAGCUGGUCAGGCAGCACUAGGCUGUCCCCAGUGCUUUGCCACUCUGUUUCUGGGUUAUCGUCACUCUUGUGGGCAGCUUCCUCCCUAGGGCUUGUUGCCUUCUUCAUCCUGUUCCACAUCCCUUGUCUAAAAGCUUUCCAAAUCAAUUACAUUUUACUGCUUUCCUUUCAUUCCCUAAAAGCCAUAGCUUCUCGAUCUUCUGUCAUCAUAUAUUCACCAGAAGUUGAACCAAUACAGGGAAAGACAAUUUUUUUUUAAAAGCUCCCUUAACAGUGUUUUACAAACUAGUGGCAUUUUUAAGGCUUACCAAUAUAAGUAUUUUUAGAGCUUAUAUUUUUGGCUGUUGUUUUCUCUCAUAGAUUGUUAUGGGGUAAAGAGUUAUCCCUAGCCUCUAUUUUUCCAAAUAAAUAAGUAGAACAUGUUCUUGGGAGUUACACCAUUAAACAUUAAUUGUCUUAAAAAGAAGAUUUUCUCUCUGCCAAAGUAUUGUGUUAGUACUCAGACUGGGGAUUAAACAUUCAGACGACUUGGUGCAGGUCCCUUUAGGUUGAAGCGGGUCUUCCACCCUGGUUUUUGGGAGGUGCUGACUGUUUUAAACACCAAGAUGGCUUGAUUGGGUGUUUCGUGUGGAGGAUCCUGCCUGCAAAGAAGACAGCAUUGGAAAGAGCUGCAGCCUUGGCACAGUGCCUGCCUACCACCAGGACAGGGCCGAAGGAAGUUUGCCUCAGGUGGGUUCAAUAAAGCAUCUUUCCCAUCUGUGGUUCAUUUGUUGAGUUAUUUUGGCCAAAUAAAGGCAAUGUGGUUUUACCUAGAA